AUGGCUGAUCAAGAUGAGAUCCGUGGCAACUCAGUCUAUGAGACUGAGCAGCCGGUUGAAUCCAAGCCUGCUGAUGAAAAGCCCAUUGCUGAGCAGGUUCCCAAGCCCACGGGCUUUAUGGGCAAACUCAAGGGACUGAUAAACCAAGACGUUCGCGCCGAGAUGCCUGCCUACAAGGAUAUCAUCAUUCACACCUGGGAUGGCCCUGAUGACCCUGAGAACCCGUUCAACUGGGGUAUGAAGUACAAGUGGUUGUUGACCAUCACCGUCUGCUUCAUCUCUAUCUUGACCGGUCUCCCAGCCGGAACAUACGGCUCCGGAAAUGACUGGAUGGAAAAGGAGUUUAACGUCCAGAACUCACCCUUCCCGAACCUCUACUGGGCUACCACAUCCUGGAACAUGGGCGCCGCCUUCUGGCCUUUGAUCUUCGUGCCUCUCACCGAGUCCUCUGGUCGUAUGCCCGGAUACUUCGUGGCAUAUAUCAUCCUAGUCAUCUCGCUCUUCCCAUCUGCAUUCGCUAAGAACUUCGCGACACUGGUGGUGACGCGGUUCUUCGGUGGUGGUGCUUCCUCCGUCUCGAUUAACAUUGUCGGAGGAAGUAUCAGUGAUGUCUGGCUGGGCGAACAUGCACGCAGUCUGCCGAUGUCUAUCUUCGGUUUUACUAGUGUUGUCGGUAUUGCGUUGGGUCCUUUUAUCGGGUCUGCUAUUGUGCAGAUUCCGAAGUCUGAGCCGUGGCGUUGGAUCUUCUACAUCCAAAUCAUCUACAACGCAGCCCUAAUCCCCGUCUUCUGGCUAAUCCUCCGCGAGACCCGGCCGGACGUAAUCCUCAAAAAGCGCGCGCGCAAGAUCCGCAAAGAAACAGGCAAACCCGUCUACGCCGCUGCUGAAAUCGACGCCCCGAGCAAAUUCAAACUCCUCCAAAUCUCCUUCCAACGUCCAACCCGCAUGCUCACCACAGAGCCCGUGGUAAUCUUCUUUACGCUGUGGAUCAGUUUCGCCUGGGGAAUCCUCUACCUAUUCUUCAGCAGCGUAGUGCAAACUUACAGCACAAACUACAACUGGAGCACACUAGCAACAGGACUCGUCCAGCUAGCCAUUUCAGUCGGCGCAAUUAUCGGAACAAUCAUCAACCCGCUGCAGGAUUGGUUCUAUUUCCGCUCGUCUAGACGCAACACCGAGAAACCGGGUCGUCCGAUUCCAGAGGCUCGACUUUAUACCGCUAUCCCUGGAAGUUUACUCUUCGCAGCGGGCUUAUUCUGGUACGGAUGGGCCAGCCAGCCUGAUGUCCACUGGAUCGUCCCAACGAUCGGUAUCACGGCAGCUGGAGUUGGCAUUUAUUCGAUCUACAUGGCUGUGGUGAACUACCUGACAGAUGCGUAUGAGCGGUACGCGGCGAGUGCGUUGUCUGCUGCUUCGCUAGGCCGGAAUUCGUUUGGUGCGUUUUUGCCGUUGGCUUCGCCGCAGCUUUUUAGUAAUCUUGGGUUUGGCUGGGCGGGGACUUUGCUAGGCUUUAUUGGGGUUGCGUUGUCUGUUGUUCCUGUUGUGCUUGUUAUGAAGGGCCCGCAGAUUCGGGCGAGGAGUACGUUUAUGCGUGAGGCUAUGUGGGAGCCUGAGGAGAAGGUUGAGGUGGAUGAUUCUGGGAAGGGGGAUGGGCCGUCUGCUGAGAAUAAGGAGGGCGUUAUGGUUUAA
This is a messenger RNA of Penicillium arizonense, 1689 nucleotides long. RefSeq lists its product as uncharacterized. Gene Ontology annotation, molecular function: transmembrane transporter activity. The record is from RefSeq and is a predicted model, not a curated record. Gene Ontology annotation, biological process: transmembrane transport. The coding region runs from base 1 to 1689 and encodes 562 amino acids. Lineage: Eukaryota; Fungi; Ascomycota; Eurotiomycetes; Eurotiales; Aspergillaceae. The transcript is spliced from 4 exons.